GAAAGAAAAAGAUGGUUCUGCGCCAUUUUUACAAAAAGUUUUCAAUAAGAGAGAAUUUUGAAAAUUGAAAAAAUUAAAUUAACAAGUAGACCAGAGGGUUGGGAAAAUUAUUACGGUGCUGGAUAGUUAAAUGAUAUGAUUUUAGUCUGUAAUUAUCGUUUUGAAGGCUCCGAAACAAUGUAAACCUCAAAACUCUCUCAUGGGAAAAAAAAUUAACAAACUUUUUUUGAAUAAAAGAAUACACCCUACAAAUAGAUUCUUCUACGGACUAAUUAAAGUCUGAGAAGAGGUAGAAUCAAGGUGAAAUAAUCCAUAGUGUGUCUCCAUUAGGAAAAGGUUUAUAUUUUUUAAAAAGAUUUGAUUAAAUGGUAGAAUUUAUCAGAAAAAGGGUAACUCCUAGGAGACAAAAUAGAAAUAGGACCAUAAGAAAAGGAGGGCUGAUUAAGAGGGAAGUAUGAGCCUUAUUACCUCAUAAUCCAUGGGUACGUUUGGCUAACUGUACUGCCUUUUUCCCUUUCGAAAAGGCACUAUUCUCUAAAAUACACCUCUCCCAUUUGAAAAAUAAUCUCUUAAUUAGAUACCUUCACUUGACAUCUGAG
This is a messenger RNA of Paramecium sonneborni, 599 nucleotides long. The record is from the annotation of a GenBank genome assembly. NCBI's taxonomy places the organism in Eukaryota, Ciliophora, Oligohymenophorea, Peniculida, Parameciidae.